Cimex lectularius (bed bug) is the source of this 1351-nucleotide messenger RNA. RefSeq lists its product as uncharacterized. The coding region runs from base 118 to 1203 and encodes 361 amino acids. Lineage: Eukaryota; Metazoa; Arthropoda; Insecta; Hemiptera; Cimicidae. The transcript is spliced from 26 exons. The record is from RefSeq and is a predicted model, not a curated record.
GAAACACAGAAAGCAUUUGUAAAUGUUCGAAUUUUCGUUCUGUUGAUUUGAGAAAAGUUACUACGAGAGACCCAACCACAUCAUCUAAACUAAUUUCGUUUACAGAAAAAAGGCCAAAUGGUGACCGUCCCCAUUGCCCCUGCGAAGCAGACGGCGAUGAUGAGUGCAGUUGUGACGGGUGUUCACUUGCUGGAUAUUCUAUUAGCCCAAGGAGUACGACAAGUCCUGAUACUACAAGAGAGGACGGUUUCAGAGAAAGAAUUUUCUUGCUGCAGUAAACGAAGUUCUUUAAAAACCGGUACGCCCUCAAAGCGUCCGAGUGCGGAUGAAACGUAUUACUCAGGCAGAAAUGGGAGUUCUUUUGAUCGGAAAACGUCACCUAAAUAUGAAGAAAAAUAUAAAUCUCCAUCAACACAAGUUCAUAGUGUAGGAGAAAUAUAUAAUGAUCUGCCCACUACAUCAAAACAAGUUCCUAUUCCAGGAAAAACGUAUCCUGAUAUGGUCAAUGAAGCAAAACACGUUCCUAUUCCAGGAAAAACGUAUCCUGAUAAGGACACUGCAGAAAAACAUGUUCCUAUGCAAGGAAAAACGGAACAUGAUACGGACACUGCAGCAAAACAUGUUCCUAUUCAAGGAGAUAUAUUUAAUGAUACGAGCACUGCAGUAAAACAUAUUCGUAGCCUAGGAGAAAUAUAUAAUGAUCAGCCCACUACUUCAAAAAAUGUUUCUAUUCAAGGAGAAAUAUAUAAUGAUACGGACACUGCAGCAAAAGAUGGUAGAAAAGAAAGUGCUCAUGGACGAAAUUCAACGCCACGAGUUUCUAUCUCGAGUAAUAAUGUAGCUCCUGAUGUUUCUAAACUUGCAUCACGACCUGGCUCAAGAGACUCAACUAGUGUUUCUAGUCGUAGGUUAAAAUCAGUUUCUUUUCCUCAAAACGAGGAACUUCCUGGCACGUCCCGACUCGGUGAAAGCAGUAAGGCCAAUCUUUAUGCAACUUCAGUUUCAUACGUUACGACAUCAGGAUGUUUUCACGUGGACAAGUCAUCAGCCACCGAUAAAGGAAAAAAGGAAAAGGGACUGUCACCGGAAGAAUCUAUCAUAAUCGACGUCGAACGUAUGCCCGGUUUACUAACUGGAUCUAAACCAUCUGCAGAAAGUCUACUAAAAAAGGAGCAAGAAAAUCGGAAGGGUGGUAAAAAAUAAUCUUCGAUGGCAUUCUUUAAAAUUGCCUGCCGUUGAUGUUUUUUCACAAUUUGUCUCGAGGCCUAGCUGUAUGCAGUUAAUAUUUUUAGGAUCUGUGAAGCCUGACGUCUAUUUAUUUUCAAAAUGUACAAUAAAUAUUUCCAAUUCA